UUGUCAUUUUGUGAUGGCGGCGCUUGGGGAGUUACGCUAUUGUUCUUUAACAUAGGACGCGGUGUUUUCUUAGUUCUGAACUUAGGAUUUUUGUUUGUUUUGAAUUAUUUUAAGUGAUAUUUAAAUAUGUGGAAUCGUGAGAACCAUUUGAAACAACCGCAAAUCCAUGCGUUUAUUGUCUGGUGGUAUCAAUAUAAUCAAUGUUGUGUUUCUAAAUAAAAAUAUACCUACAUACUUAUUAGAACCUUAUUAAUCGGAUAAAGUUUGCAUAUAAAUAAGUACUUCAAAUAUUAAACAGUUUUAAGAAGUGAAUAACAUCAGCAGUAUUCACGCCGUUCUCGUGUACCUAGUUGAACAGGCAACAUGAAUGAUGUUCGUGACAAAGUUGUCCCUGGAACUUCAACAUGGGAGAGUAAUGCAACUCAGAGUGACUCAUCACCAGAACUGCAGUCGUCUCCAAGUACUGGUGGUGAGACACCCCAGACGCCAGGAGCACCAGUUCCUCUGGCCCCACACCUAGCAGCUGAAUUACAUCCAGAUCUUUUACAACAAGGCUGGAGGAAAUAUUGGUCUAAAAGAGAAAAUAGACCUUAUUUCUGGAACAAGCUGUCCGGUGAAUCUAUGUGGGAACUUCCUGCAGUAAAGAGAGAUUUUGAUCCAAUAACAGAUCCACUAGGCAUCUGUCACACCGGCCCAUCAAAUGCAGGUAACAUGACUCCUGGUGCUAACAAACGUCGUCCAUCUGAAGAUAAUGGACCGCCACCAAAGAAAUUUGUUUUAGCUGGACCUUGGGAUAUUGAGGUGCCAACUAAUGUGGUAAUAUAUGAGAGACCUCCAACUAUUUGUCCACAUCCCCACCCAGAAAUAGAAGGAUUUAGAUUCACCUUGGCCAAUAAGUUAAGACAAUGCUACCAAGAGCUAUGCCAUACAAGAGAAGGCAUUGAUGCUCCUAAAGAUUCAUUCAAUAGAUGGCUAAUGGAAAGGAAGGUCAAUGAUCAGGGUGGUUCAGACCCCCUUCUUCCUAGUCAUUGUUUCCCAGAAAUAUCACAUUCAAUGUAUGAGGAAAUUAUGAAUGACAUUCCAAUUAAACUCACACAUCCAAAGUUUACUGGCGAUGCCAGGAAACAAUUAUCAAGGUAUGCAGAAGCAGCAAAGAAAAUGAUUGAAUCACGAAAUGCAUCACCUGAAAGUCGUAAGGUGGUGAAAUGGAAUGCUGAAGAUACAUUUCAGUGGUUGAGGCGAACUGUUGGAGCAACAUAUGAUGAUUUUCAAGAUAGAUUAGCACAUUUGCGGAGACAGUGUCAACCGCAUUUGGCUGAAACUGUAAAAGCAUCAGUUGAAGGAAUUUGCUUGAAAAUUUAUCAUUUGUCUGCUGAAUAUGCUCGUAAAAUAAGAGAGAAACAUAGUGCAUUACUUAAAGAGAAUGGAAUACAGGAACUUCAAGCUCCACUGCAACAAGCAGCUCUGCGUAAGGUGUGGUGUUAUCCGGUGCAGUUCGCAGUGCCGGCCCCACGGCCUCCGCUCGUAGAACAUUUCCUCGACCGUGAUCAGACACUAUUACGCUAUCUUGGUGAAACCCAGGUCCUCAAUGCUGUUUAUUUACAGAAACUGGAAUGCCUAUACCGGUACAGUUGCUUCGACGACAAGAAGUUCGAGCAGUUCUUGUCCCGCGUGUGGUGCCUGCUGCGUCGGUACGCGGCGUGGGUGGGCGCGGGCGGGGAUGCGCAGCUGACGCAGAUGUCGCUGCCCGUGCCGGUGCUCGAGUGUCUGCAUCGGUGCUUCGGCGUCACCUUCGAGUGCUUCGCUAGUCCGCUGGAUUGCUACUUCAGGCAAUAUUGUUCUGCAUUUGCCGACACUGACACAUAUUUUGGAUCUCGGGGGCCCUUUUUGGAACUGCGUCCCGUGUCCGGUUCAAUGGUAGCACAUCCACCUUAUUGUGAGGAACUACUAGAAGCGGCCUUGCGACAUAUGGAGAGGCUAUUGCAAGAUUCCGCCGAGCCGCUGAGCUUCGUCGUCAUUUUGCCAGAGUGGCCAGAUAGGCAAACACACGCAUUACACAAACUUCAAGCCAGCCACUUCAAAAGAAAACAGGUGGUUAUUCCAGCCUUUGAGCACGAGUACCGCCACGGAUUUCAACAUGUCCUUACCAAGAACGAGGUGUACUUCAGAUGGGGCAGCGGCACGGUGGUGGUGUGGCUGCAGAACGCGGCGGGGUUCGCGCGCUGGGGGCCCACGGAGGACCGCGUGGAGGCGCUGCUGGACGCGUGGCGGCCGCGCGCCAAGCUGAGGGAUGCGCCGCCCGCCGCGCCGCAGCCCGAGCCCGAGCCCACGCCGCCGCCCACGCCAGACAAGCGCUAAAUCUACUAGUAAAUAUUUACCUGUACAUAUUUAUACAUAUGCUCUUAGAUGUAUAUUAAUUAACGAUACGAUUGGUAUCAUUUUAUUUUAAAUCACAUUUCUCUGUUGUAUAGUUCGAUAAAGUUUAUUAUGUUUUGAUUGUUUAUUAUAUUUUCUGAAAAAAAAAAACUGUACUUUCCUUUCGCGAUUUGUCGUCGCCACUUAGUUUCUAAAGAUAGAUUCAAAGGGUAAAAAGAAUAACAUAAAAGGGUUGUUUUUAAUUCUUAAUAUCUCUAAUGUGUUGCAAAUAAAAUAUUGUAGUAUUGCAUUAUUCGAUACAAAGGACAUAGUAGUGGUUUUCAGCUUACUCACGUUAUUAUUUGACGAGGAACUCGACUAGCGGCGCGACAGUCGCCGCGUCCGGUUGGA
Spodoptera litura is the source of this 2766-nucleotide messenger RNA. RefSeq names its product Phosphorylated CTD-interacting factor 1 (gene Pcif1). Gene Ontology annotation, molecular function: RNA polymerase II C-terminal domain binding; mRNA (2'-O-methyladenosine-N6-)-methyltransferase activity. Gene Ontology annotation, cellular component: nucleus. The record is from RefSeq and is a predicted model, not a curated record. Lineage: Eukaryota; Metazoa; Arthropoda; Insecta; Lepidoptera; Noctuidae.